AUGGUUGCUGCCAAAUUACUAUCUGCAUGGCUCCUCAUUGCAGCUGCUGUUGCCCAUCCAGGCGAGACCCACGAUGCUCACCACAUGAAGCGCGAGAUCGUUGCCCGCGACCACGCCUCAAAAAAUGCCGCUCGCUCUCUCGGAUCCUGUAUUAAUACCGAAGCCGCUCGUUCAUUCAAACAGCGGGCUGUGGUGCGUCGUGCACAGAAAGUCAAAAGCCUUCGCGAGAAGAGGAACAUCAAGUCUCCCGCCAAGAAAUACCGCCGCGACCUCUCCGAUCUUGAAGCCUGGGAAGAAGUCAAUCACAACAUGACGGGUGUUAAUGCAUACGACAUGUUCACCGCACUAGAGACGGUGUUCGAAGCCAACACAUCAUGCAUUCUUGCCCCUGAGGUGACUGAUGGCCCGUACUAUGUUGUGGGUGAGAACCUGCGCAGCAACGUCAAGGAGGAGGAGUAUUGUGACGGUAUCGAUCUAUUCCUCGAGGUACAAUAUGUUGAUGUCGAGACGUGUCAGCCAGUUCCGGCAGUGGCCGUUGAUGUUUGGAAUUGCAACGCCACUGGCAUAUACUCCGGCAUCAGUACUUCUGGAAACUACGCGGCGGACGGCUACAACUCAACCUACCUUCGAGGAAUCCAACUGACUGAUCACGAUGGUGUGGUUCAGUUCGAGACUAUCUUCCCUGGCCACUACGACGGUCGAGCCACGCACACACACCUCCUUGCACACACCAACGCAACCGUACAACCCAACGGUACUAUUUCCGUCUGGAAUGCACCGGUUUCUCACAUCGGUCAGCUGUUCUGGCCUGAGACUCUGCGCUCUGCUGUUGAAGCUACCUACCCAUAUACGAGCAACACUCAGGCAGUCACAAGCAACGAUGAUGAUCAAUGGAGCAUUGUACAGACUGAUGCCAGUUAUGAUCCAUUCCCGCAAUUUGUCUACCUCGGGGAGGACAUUACGGACGGCCUGUUCGCGUGGAUACAAAUCGGUAUCAACGUCAGCGCAGACUAUUCUACUGAUAGCUACUAUAGUGUAGCUGCCUAUCUCGAUGAGGAUGGUGGUCACGCUGAGUCUGGAUCUGCAAUCGGAGGCGGAGGACAGGGUGGCGGUAAUGGGACUAUGAACGGUACUAUGCCAUCUGGUGGCAUGCCCUCUGCAACGCCCUCUGCUUGA
Phaeoacremonium minimum UCRPA7 is the source of this 1176-nucleotide messenger RNA. Its product is annotated as putative gpi anchored protein. Bases 1 to 1176 code for a protein of 391 amino acids. The record is from RefSeq and is a predicted model, not a curated record. The transcript has 2 exons. Lineage: Eukaryota; Fungi; Ascomycota; Sordariomycetes; Togniniales; Togniniaceae. Gene Ontology annotation, molecular function: ferric iron binding; oxidoreductase activity, acting on single donors with incorporation of molecular oxygen, incorporation of two atoms of oxygen.